AUGGAUAACCUCUCCAGGUACCGUGGCAAAAUCUGGUUGGUCCUUUGCUUGUUCUUCGUUUGUUGGUAUUUCGUGAUUCACAAUGUUAAAUGGUACAAAUUCUCUCCUCCGACCACCGUUUUCCGCCGUCCCGUCGACGAUAUAGAUUCAACCACGACGUAUCUCGCCGCCGCAAGAUCCGGCAAUGACGAUGAGAAACAAGGCGGCGGUGGCGGCGGCAGCGAUGAGAAGACGAAUCUUGUGUCGAUCGAUGGCGAGAUUGAUUGGGUCCACGACGAGGCUCAAGUGCGAGCUCUCGAGAAGGAAUUGGAACCUGUGCUUCAGAAAUUCAAACCAAAACCGAUGGAGAAGAAGAAACAGGCGGUGGAGACAUUGAUCGAUAGAGUAGCGGAACAAAUGGGGGGAACGCUAACGAGACGAUCAGCGUGUUCCGGCCGGUAUAUUUACGUUCACAAACUUCCGUCGAGAUUCAACGAUGACAUCCUCGAAGAUUGUCGAUCGUUUAACAAAUGGCAGGAUAUGUGCCCUUCUAUCGAUAACAUGGGUCUCGGUCCAAAACUCGGCAAUCCUCAACGGGUUUUCUCCAAAUCGGGUUGGUAUUCGACGAAUCAAUUUCUACUCGAAGUCAUUUUCCGCAAUCGAAUGAAGCAAUACGAGUGUCUCACCAACGAUUCAUCGAUUGCGUCCGCCGUUUACGUGCCGUAUUACGCCGGUCUCGAUGUUUCCCGAUACCUGUUUGAUCACAACACCUCGUCUCGAGAUGCACUUUCGCUUGACUUGGCCGAAUGGUUGCAUGGAAGACCGGAGUGGAAGACGAGAUCCGGCAAGGAUCACUUCCUCGUGGCCGGAAGAAUCAUUUGGGAUUUCAGGCGGGAGAUCGACGACGAUGAUGCAUGGGGAAACAAACUAAUGGUGUUACCGGAGCUAAAAAACAUGACGAUUUUAACAAUCGAAAAAAGCCCGUGGCAUAACGAUGAUUUUGGGAUACCGUACCCGACAUAUUUCCACCCACGAAACGACAACGAAAUCGUCGAAUGGCAAAACAAGAUAAAGAGACAAAAAAGACGCUCGUUGUUCUGUUUCGCGGGGGCCCCACGUCCGAAAAUGGAAGAUUCGAUCCGGAACGAGAUCAUCGAGCAAUGCGUUGCAUCCCCCCGAAAAUGCCGACUGCUACAAUGUUCGUACGGGAAUCUGAGAUGUCAACAACCCGUUGACGUGAUGAAACUCUUUCAAAGUUCCAUCUUCUGCUUACAACCUCCGGGUGAUUCAUACACCCGAAGGUCAACUUUUGAUUCCAUUCUAGCCGGUUGCAUUCCAGUGUUUUUCAACCCCGGAUCGGCUUACAUUCAGUAUCUAUGGCACUUACCACGAGAAUUCGAGAAAUACUCGGUUUUUAUCGACGAGGACGACGUGAAAGUGAAAAACGUGAGCAUCGACAAGAUUUUAUCGCGGAUUUCGACUAAGAAGGUGUCGGAGAUGCGAGAAAAAAUAAUCGAGUUGAUCCCGAACCUCGUUUACGCGGAUCCGAGGUCGAAAUUAGAGAAAUUUAACGAUGCGUUUGAUUUGAGUGUGAAAGGGGUUUUGAAACGAAUGGAUUAUCUUUCGAAAAAUACGUCGAGUUUGGAUUUUGAUCAGAAAUUUAGUUGGAAGUAUUUGUUGUUUGGAAGUGUACAAAACCAUAAAUGGGAUCGGUAUUUCCGGUACUCUAUGAAUCACAAAGUCAAAAAGCAAACGGAAAUGUUUUAA
Molecule: messenger RNA, 1746 nt
Organism: Cynara cardunculus var. scolymus (artichoke)
Lineage: Eukaryota; Viridiplantae; Streptophyta; Magnoliopsida; Asterales; Asteraceae
Product: probable xyloglucan galactosyltransferase GT14
Exons: 2
Coding region: 1-1746 (581 amino acids)
Molecular function (GO): glycosyltransferase activity
Source: RefSeq, a predicted model, not a curated record